Molecule: messenger RNA, 516 nt
Organism: Sesamum indicum (sesame)
Lineage: Eukaryota; Viridiplantae; Streptophyta; Magnoliopsida; Lamiales; Pedaliaceae
Product: protein SMALL AUXIN UP-REGULATED RNA 51
Biological process (GO): response to auxin
Source: RefSeq, a predicted model, not a curated record
AUGGCCUCAGCCAUCAAGAAAGUAAACAUGAUCACCCAAAUCGUACGGCUGAGGCAAGUUGUGAGGCGCUGGAAAUCCAAGAGCCUCCGGCGCCGCACCGUACUCUGUUACUCCUCCUGCUCCUCGGACCCCGACGAACCGGCCGGCUCCAGUCGCCGCACCCCCUCCGGCUCCGUCGCCGUCUACGUCGGCCCAGAACGCCGACGCUUCGUCAUUCCCACCCGGUUCCUCAACCUCCCUGUCUUCUUAGCGCUCCUCGACGAGGCCGAAGAGGAGUUCGGAUUCCAGACAACCGGCGGCCUGGCUCUGCCGUGCGACACCGGAUUCUUCAUAAACAUACUCCAGCUCCUCGAGGAAGACGAGGAGAAAUUCGGGGGGCUCGGGCUGGAUGAGUUCUUGAAGAUGGUUUCUGAAGUGGGUUUGGAGUGUUUCGAGCAGUCGUCGUGUAAAGAAUCGUCCUCAUCGGCUUCUUGCCAUGCCUUCACAUCUCCAUUGCUGCAAAAAACAAGGGUCUGA